GUCUCUACUUAUACUUACACUCCUUUCAUGAUUCUGGACAGUACUCAAUUCCCAUUGCCAUAACAUUCUACAGAAGUACUGGUCGCCGAACAAUGUCUCAACCAGUUGGCCAGGAGAUGGCCAACGACACUUCGCAGAACGAAGCUGCCGAAUUCUCGAGGACUGGAAUUCAAUCUACCAAAGAACGCAACGAUCGGUUGUGGGACUCACAUAAAGACGCUAUUCGACGUAUCUAUGUAGACCAAGGCAGGCCACUCAGACAAACGAUGCAAGAGAUCGAAUCCAGAUACCAGUUCAAGAAAAGUACACGCAAUUGGAAGAUGAAGUUGCGAGAAUGGGGCUUUGAGAAGAACAUGACGAGAGACAUGAAAUUCAUGUUGGCAAAGGCGGCAAAAAGAGAGCGAGACAAAGGGAAGGCGACCGAGUUCAUACGCGACGGUCAGAUAGUCCCCGAUGAUACUGUUCUUCAACUCAAGAGGCGACGUAUCAGUGAGGUGGAAGAGAUCGGGUCACCGAUGAUCUCAACACCUUCGAACAUUACAUACGCAACUCCUGCAGCAAUUCCUGAUACUAUCAUGAUUGUAUCAAAUUCUCAGGGACCUUCUCAGCCUGCCGGUUGUAGCAAUCAGGACUGUGUUGACCAUGACUCGAAGUCGUUGAGCGCUGGCGGUGACCAAGUAUCGCUGCUUGAAUCCUAUACUAAUCUCGCUUCUACUACCUCCUGGCCGAGGUUCCCUGAUCAACCUGCGGAGUCUCUACUCCUAGAAGCUCAAAUUGCUGCCAAAUCCUUGCAAAGUCUCCUUAAACAGAGUUCACGGCGUGAAGCCCGUUUAAGCGAUGAACUGUUUGAGCGAUACAUGGAAAAUGUGUCUACCUUUGUAAGAUGUCCACUGUUCAACGAAAAAGAGGUCAACGGUCUCUAUCAAGAUGCCAUCGAAUACCAUAUGUUCGAGACCGGCUGGAUGGAUUAUUCGAACAUCCUGGAACAAGCACUUGAUCGACUUAUAAGAAACCCACAACUAUACGUCUUCGCUCAACAUCAUAAGGAUAUUUGCACUAGACUUGUCACUUCGGCUAAAUUUUUCUGCUCUGCCUCAGAGAUUGCCAAAAGUCGAUACAUAUUUGCCAAAGUUCUUCGCUUGAAAGAUCUGCCAUCAGAAGCAAUUGAGCAGUACUUCGAAUCAUUCUACGAAUCCUUGUCGCUGUGGAAGUCUAAGCCUGGCAGUUUCGAGUUGACCUACGAUGUCAGGCGAAUCAUAAAGAAUUGUAAUGAAUGUUUACAAAGAGUUGGACUUGGUGAGAACUGGGAUGAUUCAUCCAUAACUCCGGACUCCCUGAAGCCUAAAAUGAAAGAAAUGUUUCGCCAAAUACGUUUGAUCCAUACAGAGCUAAACUACCGUUAUGAGAGUGCCGAGAUCCUUGAUAGUCUUCAACCGAUGGGCGAGGCAGCUGGAUUGAAUCCAUUUUCCAAAGACCCAAAAGAGUGGCCGGAGACAUUUGCAACGGCUAUGCUAGUUUUCGAGGCGUGGUCCGUUUUCAUGAGCCGACGUGGCGAAUCUACUACCACGGAAGUUCUAGAUGCCUCAUAUGCAAUGGAUUUCGACGAAUGGUCCGCAUUCAUGACCACACGCCCCAGCACCUCAAAGAAAAAGAAUACGAUUUCAAGCGCAGCAAGCAAAAGUCUCAAAUACGGAAUGACAUAUACGGAGAGCACAGUUUCGGGAUUGAGCUUGGACUAUACAGGCCUUUUUCCUUUUUAUGCGAGGUAG
Mollisia scopiformis is the source of this 1769-nucleotide messenger RNA. RefSeq lists its product as uncharacterized. Bases 93 to 1769 code for a protein of 558 amino acids. The transcript has 4 exons. NCBI's taxonomy places the organism in Eukaryota, Fungi, Ascomycota, Leotiomycetes, Helotiales, Mollisiaceae. The record is from RefSeq and is a predicted model, not a curated record.